AUGGCCAUGGCACAGGCCAUUCGCACAGAGACCACUGGAGACGAGCAAAUGGACUUGCUUGUUUUCACAGCACUCAUGCCCGAGACCCAGCUGGCUGUCCUUCAGGAAGCCGACACCAACAAGUUCAUCGUGGACUUUGUGCGCCAGCUAAAGGCCGCAGGUCCCCUCCUUGCCAGCACACACCGCCGCCAGCAGGGGGCAGUGGCCCUCGCAGUCCCGCAGACUCAGCAGCAAGGACCUGGUCUCCGGGGGGUCCCGAUUACAUCGGCCCAGCAGCUCCAGGGUGGUCGCCACCUGGCCGGCAGCUGCUGCGAGAUGAAGGGGGGUGCGACCAGCCUGGGGUGUUGUUUUGGCACGUUUUGGCAACCCUUGGCUGCGGCAAGGUGGAGCGCAGUCUGGCCCUCCUGCGUGCGGGUGGCCCCUCGGCAGGGGCAGGGGGAUGGGGUGGCGGGAAAGACGAAGGAAUGA
Messenger RNA from Volvox carteri f. nagariensis, 468 nucleotides. RefSeq lists its product as uncharacterized. NCBI's taxonomy places the organism in Eukaryota, Viridiplantae, Chlorophyta, Chlorophyceae, Chlamydomonadales, Volvocaceae. The transcript is spliced from 3 exons. The record is from RefSeq and is a predicted model, not a curated record. Bases 1 to 468 code for a protein of 155 amino acids.